AUGACACUAGGACAAGUUUUAUAUCGGGAUGUCUUGUCGGGAGAUGUACUUGUAACAAAUUAUUAUAAAAUUGAGAAGGUGUUUUAUGGGAGUAUUUACAAGGUGAAAUCUCAUUUCAUGAUUAGAGAUCCUUCAUCAUUUGAUGUAUCUUCAUCUCCUCCUGUGGGCGAUUCCGAAGAAUAUCACGCCAAACAUUUAACGAACAAAGUGUUACGAUAUUCUGUGGUUGAAAAAUUUGGAUAUCACGAAUGUACUUUGAAAAAGAAAGAAUUUCUCAUGAUGAUGAAUGUUUAUAUCGGAACGUUGAAAAGUCUUGUCGAACAGUCUGGAGAUGAGGAAAGAGAAAAAUCUUUCUUGAUGGGAUCCACAUUGUUUCUACAAACAAUUUUGUCAAAUUUCAGUAAUUACAGAUUUUUCGUUGGACCAUCCAACUCAAUUCCCAAAGGAAUGAUUAUUGUUCAAAACUGUUCCACGGAUUUGAUUACACCUGAAUUCUAUUAUUUCGUAGAUGGUUUGAAAGAAGAGAGUUUUCAAUCUAAGCAUGCUGACCAAUCAGGCACCUCACCUGGAGGUUCUUCAUUAAUGUCAAUGACACUUGAACACCAUCAAGCGACAGAGAGUGAAAAAUCGGACUCUUAUGGAAGUUUUUCUAGCACUGGAUCAAUCAAUAAUAACAAUGAAAUGAUGUAA
Naegleria fowleri is the source of this 690-nucleotide messenger RNA. RefSeq lists its product as uncharacterized. Gene Ontology annotation, molecular function: calcium ion binding. The transcript has a single exon. The record is from RefSeq and is a predicted model, not a curated record. Lineage: Eukaryota; Heterolobosea; Eutetramitea; Acrasida; Naegleriidae. Gene Ontology annotation, cellular component: cytoplasm. Bases 1 to 690 code for a protein of 229 amino acids.